This is a messenger RNA of Miniopterus natalensis, 3188 nucleotides long. RefSeq names its product transmembrane protein 196 (gene TMEM196). NCBI's taxonomy places the organism in Eukaryota, Metazoa, Chordata, Mammalia, Chiroptera, Miniopteridae. The record is from RefSeq and is a predicted model, not a curated record.
AGGAUGUGCACCAGCGGCCAGAUUAUUGGGAGCCUGCUGGUGCUCUCCGUGCUGGAGAUAGGGCUGGGGGUGUCCAGCGUGGCCGUGGGGGCGGUCAGCUUCAGCCUGGCCCUCCGACAGCACAAGCCGCAGCUCGGAGACUCGUCCCCGUUUCUUCUCUGUGGCAUAUGUGGAAUAUUGUGCGCCAAAAAGAAAUCUGGCCUUGUCAUGAUCCUCUUUUCGGCCUGCUGCAUCUGUGGGCUCAUCGGGGGCAUCCUGAACUUCCAGUUCCUCCGGGCAGUGACAAAGAGGACCUCGUCCCUCUACCCUCUGCACCUGGCCUCCAUGUCCCUGGCGUGCAUCGGGAUCGGGGGCUGCACCCUCUCCUCGUGGCUCACUUGCCGGCUGGCCAGCUACGAGCAGCGGAGAAUGUUCUCGGAGAGGGAGCACUCGCUGCACCACUCCCACGAGAUGGCUGAGAAAGAAAUUACAGACAACAUGAGCAAUGGAGGACCACACCUAAUAUUUAAUGGAAGAGUAUAAUCAAUGUUUUAAAGAACUGAACAUUUUUUUAGGAUUUUUCAUGAGGCAAGGAAAUACCAAAGGACUAGGAGAUAAAACUAAAACAGUUCCUGCAUUUGCUGUUAUCUCCCCUGAACACCCACUAAAAUUAUUCUUUCUCAAUUUUGCCUCACUUAUGUCUUCAGCUUUUUUUAUUGGGUGGACAAAUUUCCAGAAAUGUCCUAGUACAGUAAUUUCAACAUUUUCCAGAUGGUUCUAAAAAAGACUUUUCAGGAAAAAAAGGAAUAGAUAAAAUAGAAAGAUUCCUAUUCUAUACAAACACUAUUUGACUAGCAUGAGUGUAGAUUUGUCAUGACGUACUUCAUUAUCAGUAAUCAAAAAGUGCAAAUAUCAAGAAACAACAACUUAUUGAUGUCUUUGCUUUGAAAGACGAUGGCUUCAAGGACACCACGAUUCAAAACCUCAGCAAUGCCUUCUUGUAAAAACAUUGUAAUUAUUUUCAACUUGUGAAUGAACUAUAUUUCAUAAUUUAUUUGUAAAUGACAAAACACUUAAAGCCUAAAAAAAGAUUUUUUUUAGAGAGAGAAUACUAACCUGUAUGAUAUUUUUGCAUUUUUGCACAACAGUGAAAAGUUGUAAAUGAAUAUCAUUUAAGGCAAAUGAACAUGUGUGGAUCAUCCUGCGAAGAUGGAUCUGCACAUUCAUGAAUGAGCCUAAGAAUAAAAUAAAGUAUGUGUGUGUAUGUGCGUAUAUAUACUGUAAAUAUUGAAAAUAUAUACAGCACAUAUUUAUAGCAUUUGUGAAUGUAAGUAGGUAGUAGAAAAGAAAUUGUGAUGCUGUGGGGUUGUGUUAGCAAGAUUCCAUACCCACAGAGAUGGGAAAGCAAUUGUUCGAGGGUUUUCUAUGCCUACGAAAUCACAUUUUAAUUUCAGCUAAAUUUGUUCAUUUUCAUUCUUUUUAUUAUGUCUGCUGUGUGUAAAAAUCAUUGUGGCUGAGCUUUAGAGAGUUGAGUGAUCUGAACAGUAUACUACAAAGGUAAUUUACUUAUUUGGCUGUUUUACUAUUAUUAUGGUAUUUUAUGUAAUAAUAAUUAAUAUUGAUUUAUAAACAUAACUUUAAAUCACAUACUUUCACAUAAUUAUUUAUGAUUAUUCAUGAUAUUUGCAUUUUAAACACUUUAGAGCCCAAUUAAAUUAUAUAAAAGAAUGGAUGAAGUAGGCCCAGAUGGUGAGGCUACAAUUAGUUUUGCUAUAAUUUAAUUUACUGUUUUGUUUGCUUUACAGUUCACAUGAAAUAAUACAGACAAAACAUUUUUAAGAAUGCAUAUAUCCAAAGAACCUGAAAGAGUUCUCUGUAGAAGGAAAUAAAAAGAUAGGCUCACAUUUACAUAGCAAGACUCAAUCCUUCCAUGAUGAAAUGUUAAAAUAGCAACCUGAGACAAUAUCUAUAGGCAAGAAAACAGCAUGGUCUUUGAAAAUUUUAUGAGAACAUAACCUCUGGCAGCAGAUAAAGAACUCUGAUAUUUUUAAAUAUAUAACUCUCACUGCAUUGCAUACUUUUAUUUUUCCCCAAAGCUAAUCAAUUUUUGACUCAUUUUUUAUGAGUUGCCUACUGAACCAUAAGGUAAACUAACAUCUUUAAUAUCCAGUAUGAGAACAUGUUAUAACUUAGAAACAAAAUAGGAGUUUUAAUUGUGCUAAGAAAAUAAUAAUUCCAGUUCAUGGAAAUGGAAAGGUCUUUUAGUUUUAGAGUGGCACAACCAUCACCUACCAUAUUUAAAUCAGCUCGUAACAAAUUUCUGGCUGUAUCCAGUCAAAAGAAAUAACUCGAGUAUGGUUGUGUGGUGUAGAUUUUGAAGUCUCCCAACUCACUUGGAUAACUUCAUUAUCCAGUAGAUUACAGAAGUUUCCAUAAAUGCGACCUCAGAGAGGGAAUCGACGUCAGCACCAUCCAUCGGGUGUCACAAGCAGGCAUGAUCUUUGUUUCUGAGAAUCUAAACUAUGCAGUGAAGAUAUUUUAUGUGUAUGUGGCCCUACUGGAUUUUUCCAAGGCUGUCACCUUGUACUGAAAGAAUAGCCACCAACUCUAAUUUGGGGUGGCAUCUCUUUGUAGACAUGUUUGCACAAUAGAGAGUUAUAAUGCAUCAGUCAGAAGUUUUAAAGCCUUUGAAAUAAUUUAUGAAAUCACACUUAUAGGACAAAAGUAGGCAUAUCGCUGCUUUGACAUAGAGUUAAGAAGAAAUACAAUCAUCACAAUUUCCCAAAUAGUCUACAGUGUAUUUAACCUAGUAUAGCUAUAUCUUUAAAUGUAAGUUAUUUUAACCCAAUAUUUUCAGGGCUCAGUUAUUUACAGUGAUAUGUUUGGGACGUGUAGUAACUCUUUCUGAGAUAGGUAGAGGAAAUUAGGAAGACAUUGUUGCAGUACUUGAAAAUCUAAUUUUCACAAUACAUUAUUGAACUACGGACUCGAAUAUUUUUAAGUGUCUGCAUUACAGCUUUCGUAUGAGCCUGCCCUCGGGGAAAAGUAAUGUGAUCUUAAAAUAGAAAAAAAAAGUGAAACUAGCAUGGUGGUGUGCCGUAGAGACUAGCUACAAAAGGUGCAGUCAUUAUAAGCAUCGAAGAUUAAAAGUGCACUCCUCUUGGGAUUUUUUAACCAUAUAUGUGUGUGUAUGUGUACACACCUACACA